CGGACCCCACGCUGGAACCGCUGGCGGGCCCCCGGGCGGCGGCGGCUGCUGCUGCUGCUGCUGCUGGCCGCGCUCUGCUGCCUCCCGGGCGCGGUGCGGGCGGCGGCGGGGGCGGCCGAGGCGGAGGCGCCCUUCGCCGGGCAGAGCUGGCUGAAGUCAUAUGGCUAUCUGCUUCCCUAUGAUACCCGGGCCUCUGCGUUGCACUCAGGGAAGGCCUUACAGUCCGCAGUCUCCACUAUGCAGCAGUUUUAUGGGAUCCCAGUCACUGGUGUGUUGGACCAGACAACAAUUGAGUGGAUGAAGAAGCCUCGAUGUGGUGUCCCGGAUCAUCCCCACCUGAGCCGAAGGCGGAGAAACAAGCGCUAUGCCCUGACUGGACAGAAGUGGAGGCAGAAACACAUCACCUACAGUAUUCACAACUACACCCCAAAGGUGGGUGAGCUGGACACACGGAAAGCUAUUCGCCAGGCAUUUGAUGUGUGGCAGAAAGUGACCCCGCUGACCUUUGAAGAGGUGCCAUAUCAUGAAAUCAAAAGUGACCGGAAGGAGGCAGAUAUCAUGAUCUUCUUUGCUUCUGGUUUCCAUGGCGAUAGCUCCCCAUUUGAUGGGGAAGGGGGCUUCCUGGCCCAUGCCUACUUCCCUGGCCCAGGAAUUGGAGGAGACACACACUUUGACUCCGAUGAGCCAUGGACACUAGGAAAUGCCAAUCAUGAUGGAAAUGACCUCUUUCUGGUGGCCGUGCACGAGCUGGGCCAUGCGCUGGGGCUGGAGCACUCCAAUGACCCCAGUGCCAUCAUGGCGCCCUUCUACCAGUACAUGGAGACACACAACUUCAAGCUGCCUCAGGACGACCUUCAGGGCAUCCAGAAGAUCUACGGACCCCCCGCCGAGCCCCUGGAGCCCACCAGACCCCUCCCCACGCUCCCCGUCCGCAGGAUCCACUCUCCUUCCGAGAGGAAACACGAGCGCCAUCCCCGACCCCCACGGCCGCCCCUUGGGGACCGCCCCUCCACACCAGGCUCCAAACCCAACAUCUGUGAUGGCAACUUCAACACAGUGGCGCUGUUCCGGGGCGAGAUGUUUGUGUUUAAGGAUCGCUGGUUCUGGCGCCUGCGCAAUAACCGGGUGCAGGAGGGCUACCCCAUGCAGAUCGAGCAGUUCUGGAAGGGUCUACCCGCUCGCAUUGACGCCGCCUACGAAAGGGCUGAUGGAAGAUUUGUGUUCUUCAAAGGUGACAAGUACUGGGUGUUCAAGGAGGUGACGGUGGAGCCUGGAUACCCCCACAGCCUGGGGGAGCUGGGCAGCUGUCUGCCCCGAGAGGGCAUCGACACAGCUCUGCGCUGGGAGCCUGUGGGCAAGACCUACUUUUUCAAAGGCGAGCGGUAUUGGCGCUACAGUGAGGAGCGGCGGGCCACGGACCCUGGCUACCCCAAACCCAUCACCGUUUGGAAGGGCAUCCCGCAGGCACCCCAGGGAGCCUUCAUCAGCAAGGAGGGAUAUUACACCUACUUCUACAAGGGCCGGGACUACUGGAAGUUUGACAACCAGAAGCUAAGCGUGGAGCCUGGCUACCCACGCAACAUCCUGCGUGACUGGAUGGGCUGCAACCAGAAGGAGGUGGAGCGGCGCAAAGAGCGGCGGCUGCCCCAGGACGAUGUGGACAUCAUGGUGACCAUCAAUGAUGUGCCAGGCUCUGUGAAUGCAGUGGCCGUGGUCAUCCCCUGCAUCCUCUCUCUCUGCAUCCUGGUGCUGGUCUACACCAUCUUCCAGUUCAAGAACAAGGCGGGCCCUCAGCCCGUCACCUACUAUAAGCGGCCGGUCCAGGAGUGGGUGUGAGCAGUCCAGAGCCUCUGUGCACAUGGUCCGGCCAGCCAGGCCCUUCCUCAUCAGGGUCUGAGGGCAGUGCUGGCCACUGCUCCUGGGGCCAACAGAGCCCUAGGCCAGGGGGGAUGCAGCAAAAGGAGUGGGUGUUUUGACCUAAGCGUAGGGC
Molecule: messenger RNA, 1990 nt
Organism: Suncus etruscus (white-toothed pygmy shrew)
Lineage: Eukaryota; Metazoa; Chordata; Mammalia; Eulipotyphla; Soricidae
Gene: MMP24
Product: matrix metallopeptidase 24
Exons: 9
Coding region: 238-1836 (532 amino acids)
Biological process (GO): extracellular matrix organization; collagen catabolic process; proteolysis
Cellular component (GO): extracellular matrix
Molecular function (GO): zinc ion binding; metalloendopeptidase activity
Source: RefSeq, a predicted model, not a curated record